AUUUCAAGUUCGUUAGUGCUUAUAAACCAGUAUCGCUAAUUCGAAAUUAAGGUAUACGGAAAAGGAAACACUGAGGCAAAAGCUAAGAAAAAGCAAGUGAUUUGUUUCACUGAAGCGAGUGCUUAACGCAAAAAUAUUAUAUUAUUUUCCAAAACAGUUUUGAAAAGUCCUUCAAACAAAUUUAGCGUGAGCAAUUUCCUGAAUUUCCUUGCCACGCCCACUAACAUUAUCAACAUUGCGCCCAUUUGGAUUAUGGGCAUAUCCGAGGACGUCAAGCUGGACGACCUACCGCAAGAAGCCAAAUUAGCACAUCAGGAUGCCAUGCCUGAUCGUUCGGCCUCGUGCAUUGUGACGACCGGCGCUAGCGGCGGCACGAACAGUCCCAUAUCGGACACGAAUAGCGAUGGCGACUUGGACGAUUAUGCGCCGAAACGUAAGCAGCGUCGCUAUCGCACCACAUUCACCAGUUUUCAAUUGGAGGAGUUGGAGAAGGCCUUCUCGCGCACACACUACCCGGAUGUUUUUACCAGAGAGGAAUUAGCCAUGAAAAUUGGCCUAACCGAGGCGCGCAUACAGGUUUGGUUUCAGAAUCGUCGCGCCAAGUGGCGUAAACAAGAGAAGGUGGGGCCGCAAUCACAUCCGUACAACCCGUAUUUGCCCAGUGGGCCGGGCGCCAUGCAAGCCGUCGUCGGUCCAACAUUGCCGCCGAACCCGUUCACGCAUCUGGGCUUCAAUUUGCGCAAACCAUUUGAUGCGCCGGCUAAUUUGGCCGCCUUUCGUUAUCCACACCUGUCGGCGGCGCCAAUGUUGCCAUCCGGAUUUUACAAUCAAUUUCAAAGAACUCCACCACAUCUACUACCCGGCAUGGCCAGCAUGUACUCACCGACCACAUCCUUCCAAACGCUGUUGGCCAAUAUGACUGCUGUGCCGCGUCCACCACCAGCACCGGCACAACUCAGCAUCGCCGCCGUCAAGCCACCAAUGAUGAUUUCAUCCCCCGAAUUGCAUUCGCCCAAUCACCUCAUCGCUUCACCGCCCAUCUCACCCACCGCCAUGACAAUGCAAUCAAUGGCACCACCAGCAGUGGCACACUCACACACACAACACCAACAGCAAGGACAAUCAUCGCCGGGGCUCAACAUGUCAAUGCUGCAUCAAGCGCCGCCAGCACCGCCGCCACAGCAAACGGCAGCGCCAAGCCACACACAGUCACCGCUACAGUUGGCACACUCACCAACACAACAUCAGUCAUCAGCGUCCACUUCGGCCGUGGCCGCAGCGCUGGUACAAGUGCCACGCACCGGCACGCCACCCGAAGAUCGGCGCACCUCAUCCAUUGCGGCGUUGCGUCUGAAGGCGCGCGAGCAUGAGCUCAAGCUGGAGCUGUUGCGCCAAAAUGGGCACGGCGAUGUGCUCAGCUAGUUAAAGCUGCAGUUGUUGCUGGCAAUGUUGGUGAAGUAUGGGAGCGGAUUGGCAGGUGGAAUGAAGGGAAGCAGGGAAAUGGUGGAGAAUUUCAGCUCAAAUCAGCGCGUAUGCGGGAAGAAUGUCCACAACUUCCUUGGUAUUAAAAUGUAUUAAAAUUAUAUUUUAUUUUUAGUUUAAUUUUUAUUUGGAUUGUGGUUUGUCGGCCGUUUGUAUGUAGUUGUUUUAAAUUAUUAUUUUCUCCAGUAUAAUAACUAUAUAUAUAAAUAUAUCCAAAUAAAUAUGCAAAAUUAGUACCAGUGCGCUCAAUAAAGCAGUUUUGACAUAGUCGCAUAUAGCAAAUAGUAUUUAUAUGCAACAAUAUAUACACCUGUAGUUAGUUACUUACGUAUUCCAUUAGAAAUUUAUGAAAUUUGUUUAGUUUUUGAAAAUUAAAUUUUAUUGAAAAUAUGUAAAAAGUUAUGCUAGCGUAAUAAAAUGGGUUUGUGAUAUUCACAAACUGUUUAAAUAUGUGAGUAUUUAAAUAAAAAUUAUAAAAUUGUUUGAUUUACUUUAUGGCAUAUUCAAUUUUGAUGCGUGACCCUGUAAAAUCAUUCACCUCAAGUGACGUUGUUGUUUUUUAAAAGUCAACACCAAAAUGUAACAAACUCUCCGAAACACUAGGCGCUCAUAAACACACCGUAAGCCAACAAGCAAGAACAAAUAUCACAAUUAAAUGAGUUGUUGCAUUGCUUAGCUUUGCGAAUUGUAUUUGUUUUGUGCUCUGCAUUCUUGUUGUCACUCUGAGUACUGUGCGCAAUAACACUGCAAAUAUAACUGCGCUUGCAUGCUUGCAGUGGAACAAAUGGCAAUUGAAACGCAUGUGUUUGGCAUUUCACUGGAAAUUAUAUGCAUUUAGUAUUUAUUGACUGCUACUGCAUGACCUCACUAUGAUUUCUCGUCACCUGGGCGUUUGUCAAUAUUCGAUUAUUGCUGUCUGGGAUAAUUUUUUUCGCCUAAUCCGAUGAUC
Molecule: messenger RNA, 2431 nt
Organism: Bactrocera neohumeralis
Lineage: Eukaryota; Metazoa; Arthropoda; Insecta; Diptera; Tephritidae
Gene: al
Product: homeobox protein aristaless
Exons: 5
Coding region: 253-1422 (389 amino acids)
Biological process (GO): regulation of transcription by RNA polymerase II
Molecular function (GO): RNA polymerase II transcription regulatory region sequence-specific DNA binding; DNA-binding transcription factor activity, RNA polymerase II-specific
Source: RefSeq, a predicted model, not a curated record